AUGACAACUGAUUUAGACAAUGAUCUCUAUAAGGAAGAUGUUGACUUUUAAUAUGAUCAGUUAGUCCAAUUCAGUCAAAGAGACAAACUUCCUUUUCCUAAAUAAGAUGAUUUCAUAGGUAUUAAUUAAGAAGAUCAUAUUAGAUUAUGAAAUUAGAGAUAUUUUACAUGCACCAACUAUUAAAAUCGUUCAAGAAGGUUUAUUUACUAGUUGGAGAAGAUAUGUCAGAUUGAAUAGGUUAGCAUUCUAUAAACAUUGUCAUGAAAAUGACUAUAGCCGUAAAAGUAAAUAAAAAAUUAUUAUCUAGCUAAAUUGAUACUUAAAAAUAAAGCUUUGGAACCCGAGAGACCAAAAAGAGAAGGAUAAUUAUAAUAGUGUUAUAAAGGUUAUUGUUUAGUUGAAGACUUUAUCAAAAUUAAUUUCAAACAUAUAGACACGAGGGAAUUUGCAGAUUUUUUAAAUGUUAUGGGUGUUAUUAGACCAAAAGUAUAAUUAAUUAAUUAUCUAUAAAUCAUUCGUAAUACAUAUGUUAAAUUACCAAUCUUAAUUGAAAUGAGACAUUUUUAGAGUAUUUAUACUCAUCAAAUAUUCACUCAAGAAAAUGCGGCAAAUUAUAUUUAAUUAGCAUUUCGAAGAUAUAAAAAUCAUAUGACUGAAGUUUAAAAAUAAAUAAGAAUUAUGUCAAGUCUUAAAGCAGAAGAAUUAUUUGCUAUAAUUAAAGAUAAAAUUAGUAAAUCAGAUAAAUCACUAAAAGAAGUAUUUGAAAUAUUUGAUUACAACAAAGAUGGACAUAUUGAAUUUAAUGAAUUUCUAUAAGCUUUCAGAGAUUCUAAUAUUCCUGUUGCAGAGGAAGUCUUAUAAACUGUGUUCAAAUAUUUUGACAUAAAUAAUAAUAAUUCAAUCUAAUAUAUGGAGUUCUUGAGUAAAAUCUAAGUUAGAACUGUCUCUAAUGAAUCUUUAUUAAGUGUUUAAUUUAAAGUAGAAUAGACAGUAGAAUAAUUAAGAUAAGUUAUGAUGAGAGAAUUUAAAGAUUUAUAAGAAAUGAUUAAUUCACUUUAGGCAUCUGAUAGAUUAAAAAUAAAAAAGAUAGAAUUUCAAGAUUUUGUGAUGACAUACACUUUACGUUUCUCAAAAAUACAAUUAGACAAUAUGUUCCAUUAUUUAGAUCAUAACAAUAAAAAUUAUUUAACUAUUGAAGACUUUUCAUAAAUAUUUACUAGACAAUCACUCCAUGAAGUAAGAGAAGAGAAGAAAGAAACUAAAUAAUAAGAAUAAAGAGCAAUUUAAAAUAUGUAAUCUGAAAUUGAUAAUGCUAAAUUUCUAUAUCAUUACAUUUAAGCAGAAGAAAUGCAAGGUUUCAUAUAAGAAAGAGAUAAUCAACUAUUAGAUUUACUCAAGACUAAUACGCAAUAAAGUAAUGCAGGAAAAAGAGUUAGUUUUAGUAUGGCUGAUAUAGAAACUAGGGCUAAUAUUUAUAAAAAUUCACUAUUAAAAUUAGAAAUUCUAAUUCAAUAACUAUCUAAUAAAGUACUCUUGAAAUUAUAAUAAUCAGGGUUAACUGUUAAAUAAUUCUUUAGUUAAUUUACUUAAAAAUUUCCUGAAAAAUUUAUUGAACCUAAAGAAUUUCUUUUAAUGCUUAAUGUUCUUUUCAAUUAAGUUAUGGAUGUGUCUCUUUCAAAUGCUUUAUUUAGAAUCAUUAGUAAUUAAUAUACAGCCCGUGUAAGUUUAGCUAAAUUUGAAGAAUUGAUUAUGAUCGGAUAACAGAUAAGUCCAAUUCAACUUAGAAUGAAAUUUAAUUAUGGAACAUAUGUAGCUAAAUUAAAACCAAAACUAUUAGAAGAAUUCUAAAAAAUUGCUACAGUUAGCUUAGAUAUGAAAACUGUUACUCUUAAAUAAACUUUAUCUAUUUUAAAUUAAUUUGGAUUAAAAUUAGAAAUGUUUGAAAUACAAAAAUUAGCUGAUUCAUCUAUUAUUAGUCUAAAAGAUAGGAUGUAUACAGUAGAUUAUGGAAGAUUACUCUAAUUAAUGUUUCCAGAUGUCUAUCUUGGAGAGUAAUUGGUUCUUAAGAAAUUUGGUAUGGUCAUUUUAAAAUUUUGGAGAAGAAUUAAAUAAUCUUAUUUUCUUAAAAAAGCUUCAGGCAAAUUCAAUAAGAAAUAGAAUAAGAGACAACCUAAACCAUUAGGCACUAAAAGAUCACUUAAGGAAAAAAUGAGUGAAACUUUACCUGCUGUUUAAAAGUAAAAUGAAUACACAAAAAUUAAGAGUGGAGACUUAUAUUAAUUUGCUAAAACUAUAAUACUUGAAUGUGUUGAAGGAGCUGUAUAUUUUGCAGAAACAUAAAUAUUUACUCAAUAAAAAUAAUAAACAUAUCAAAAGAGACCUACUAUAAAAGAUUUAUUUAUUUUUCAUCCUUUCUAAUCGUUUGAAUUACCUAAUCUUUUAGGAACAUUAUCAUUUGAUUAUUUAACUUAGAGAUUGUACAUGCCUGAUAAAUAAAGUAUUCUUUAUACUUAAGAUAUCUGUGGUAAUAGAAUGUUGUAAAAUAUUAACAUUGGUACUAAAAUUCCAUUUAAUCGAUCCUUUAUUGUAGAUUGUUUAAUUUUUAAUCAAAAAAUGUUCAUCUUAAAAUCAAAUUGGUAAUUGUAGAUGUGGAGUAUGUCAUAGAAAAGUGAUAGACAUGAUUUAGCUAUUGAUUUAAGAGAAGGAGCUUCAAAUGCUUAAUAAAGUACACAACAUUUAUGGUAAUGUGAAGAUUUAUUGAUUGUUGUUUCAAGUCAAAGAACUCAUAUUCAUAUAAUAUCAUCUGUAUCAUUACAUAUAAUACGAAUUGUGAAUUUUGUUUGUAUUCUGGAUUAUCAUUUUAAAUAUAUGAAUGAAAUCAUGAAUAAAGUUGCUACCAAAUUAAUCCAAGAUACUAAUAAUAAGUUUCCAAUUAAAUUAGAAAUGACUUUAGUAGAAAUGGAAUAGUAAGAAUAAAAAAGAAGAGAAUCUCUUAAUUUUAUGGUACAAUUCAAGGAUUCAAGAGUUCAAAAAGGUAAAUUAUUACAUUUUUUUACUAACAAUUAAACUUCAGAUAAGGAAAUCGUGAAAUAGUAUUUUGAUUAGAUUUGUGAUGAAGAGGGAUAUAUUAGUUAGUAGUAAUAUGAAGAAAUAUUAAAAGAUAAAUAAAAAAAUAAAUAUAAUAUAUAUGAUGCAUUAAAUAUAAUCAAAAUAUCAAAAGUUAAUUUAAGAUAACUUUUUAGUACAUAUGAUGAUGGUAAGAAUUUGGUUACUCAAAAACAAUUAUUUGAGAUGUUAGAAUCUUUUAAUAUGAAACCUUAAGUAAGAUAGAAUUUUGUUUGUGCUUUUCCUAAUGGUAUUUCAUUUUAAGAUUUUAGUAAAUUAAUUGAAAGUCCUAUUACUUAUGAUGAAUUAUUAUAUAGGUGUGAGUCAAAUCGUAUAGAUUUAGUAAAAUUAUUUUAAGAAUGUGAUGUUUAUAAUGUAGGUUUGUUAGAUAGAAAUGAUUUUUAUUUUGUGUUAUCAUCUUUACCUUUUGGUCUUUUGGAUACAGAAAUAGAUUAAUUAGCAUCUUAACAAGUUUAUGAUUCAGAGAGCGGUCGUAUAAAAUAUCGUGAAAAACCCUAAGCAAUGAAACAAAGGGUUAAACAAGUGUAAUAUAUUAAUGAUCUUAAUAUUGUAAUUACAUCAGUAUAUUAUCCUAAAAGAGGAACAAUAUUUUGUUUAAAUGAUAAAAAUAUAUUAGCUUUAUUAGAAUAUCACAAAGAAGCUCCAAUUCUCUAUUAUGUUAAUGAAUCUGGAUGUCUAUUAAGUGCUGAAGGUUAAGAUUUAUGUAUUUGGACUAUAUAUAGAGAUUUGACUUUAAAGUAUGAUGUAAAUCCUCCUUGGAUUAUUAAACCAUAAAUUUGUAUUAAAUUAAAUGCAUAAAUAACUUAAAUUGGAUAUUUAGCUUAUAAUUAAUUAAUUAUGGUAGCUACAACUGAUGGAAUUAAUUUUUAUGAUCCUGUAAGUUAUCAAUAAUAGUCUUCGAAAGUAUAAGUUCGUGUUAAACCAGGAUAUUAUAAGGAAUUAGAAGAAUUUACAACAAAUUAAUAAGUUCCAAUGGUUCAUUAAUUAGAAUUAUAAAAAAUAGUUUCACUUAGUACAGGAUUAUUGUAAACUCCUUUUGAAAGUGAAGAUGCUACACUUGGUAGUACUUUAUUAAGUCUAGAAUUUAUGAUAAUUAUGACUGAAAUACCUAUGGGUCAAAAUUCAAAGAAUUUACUUAAUCCUGUUAAAAUAGUUCUUGUACAUAGAUAAUCAUUAGAAAUUCCAUCAACUUAAUUAGAUGUGAUUGUUCCUUAAAAUAUUUUAAGUUAAAUUUAAUCUGAUUUAGAAAGAAUAUUAUAAUAAGCAUUAAUGGGUAAAAGAGCUAGAGGAGUUAUUGGAAUAGAAAAAGAAUUAAAUAAAGAAUAAUUAAAAAUACAUACAAAAAGAUAAUUAAUUAAACUUAGCAAAUAAUUAACAUUAAAUAAAUAACCAUGUUAAUAAGAUAUUUUAAAUGAAAUUUCACAUUCAUGUGGUGGAAUAUUGAGCUAUUCAUAUGUUUAUAAUCUAUUGAAAUCUUGUUAAUGUCUUAAUCCACAUAAUAUAUCAUUUGAAGAAUUCAAAUAUAUUGUAUAAUACUCUGAAGAGUAUAAACCAGUUAUUAAAAUACAAAAUCAAAUUGAAUCCAAAUUAUAAAAUCUAAUUAGAGAUGGAUAAAUUGAUUUACCACUUGAAUUUGAAUUAUAAAAAGCUAUGAGAUUGAGUAAUGAUAAGAUUUUAAUGAAACAUUAAUUUAAAAAACUACUUAUGAAAUUCAAAUCAUAUUCAAAUGAAAAAGAUUUAAAUGAAUUUGUUUAAAAUGAUUUUGUAAGUUUAAAAACUUUAAUGGAUAAAUUUGAAAAUGAUAAAUUGAUUUAUAAAUUAAGAAUGAUAUCUCGUCCUGAUUAAAUUAUUAAAGAAAUCUAAAAGUUAGGAAUUCCUAGAUAAUUUCUAGCUAGAUUAGCUAUGAAUGAUGAAAAUGGAGAUGGAAUAUUAACUAAAAAAUAAUUUAUGACUGCUAUUUCUGAAAAUUAAGCACUUUUUUCUGAAUUUUUUGAUUUAUAUUCUGAAAAUCUUAAUGAUGAACCUAUAAUAAGAAUGAAAUAAAUUACAAGCAAAUUAUUAUCAAUUUCAGAAGGAUUAUAAAUUAAAAAAAUGCUUGAUACAUUAGCUAAAGUUAAAAACACAUUAAUAUAUAGAUAAUUAGGUUUAACUCAUCUUUUUAGAGUUAAUGAAAUGCCAUAUCAUGAUUUUUGUGAUUGUGUUAUGGAUCUCAAAAUACCAGAUGUAACUGAAAAGGAUGUAAAAUUCUUAGCUGAUUGUUUAGCUAUUGAAUCUAAUAAAAUUAUACCAUUUUAAUCAUUUUAACAUUACUUACAUAAAUUAAGUGCUAGUGAUUAAUUUUUAUUAGUUGCAGAUUAUGAAGAUUUGUUACAUACAGCUGAAGAAAUUCUUUAAAAUAAAGAAGUAUUAAGAUUAAAAAUACCUAAUUAAUAACCUUGUUAACCAUGGGAUUUAAGAGGAUUAUUAACAUUUUUAAAUUUUGAUAGUGUUGAUAGAUUUUUAAUAAAAGUAUUGGAAAUGAAGGAAUUUACAUAUGAUUAAUUAAUUGAUAAAUGUGUUAAUUUUGUAAAUAAAAUAAAUUUGUAAAAAAAGGAUGCUAAAUCACAUUAAUCAGGAUUACUAUAAUUAGUAACUGAGGACACUUCAAAAAAAUAUUAAUCAGUAAUAUAAUUAGGAUAAUUAAUUAAAUCUCAACCUUAUAAUUAAAUUUAAAAAGUGUUUUAAUAAUGUAUUUAAUUAGAUAAUGACAAAAAUGGAUUUAUUGAAUUACCUAUUUUUUGUAAUGUAAUAGCCUAUAACAUAACUGUUGAAUAAGGAUUAUUAGUAAAUUUUUAAUAAGAAUGGGUGACUUUGAGUAAUGAAGAAAAUUUAAAUUAUAAUAGAUUCUUUAAAGAAUAUGUUGAAUUUGAAUAGAUUGCAAGUAAUUAAGAUAAAUAAAAUAAUUUAAAUCAAUUAUUUAUUCGUUUUUCUUAUGCAGUAAAUAAAAGUGGGAUAAAUCUAGGUUUUGUAUUAAAGAGAUUUUAUAAUUAUGAUAAUUAAGAUUUUUUAACAUAACCACAAUUUUUGUAGUUAUUAGAACAAAUUUAAUUGUAACUCACAUAGAAUGAAAUUAAUGAUAUAACUUAAUUUUUAGGUGAAGAUAUUACACAUGCAAAUUUAUUAAAAUAUUACACAUUUGCAAGUAAAAAUACUGCAAUUGUUUAUGAUGCUACUAUUUGGGAAGUUGCAGGAACUUAAAUAAGUAUAUCAACAAUAAACAAAUUAGGAAAAUGGUAAUAAUCUAAAGAUUUAAUGAAAUCUAUAGAUUUUAAAAGAUUAUUUAAUUAAUAUGAACCUACUGAGUAAUAAUAGAUUAUCAGAUUUGCUUGUGUUGGAUGUCGAGUGACGAUAGAGGAAGCUUAGUAAUUAGCAAAAUCAAUAAAGCUAAAUUAGGCAGAUUUAUCUUAAUAUUUUGUUAAUCCAAUAUUAUUCUCUGAGGCUUUGCCUUAAAUUGUAAAAACUAAAGUAAAAGAACAAGUUAGUAAAAACAGAUUUAAUGGAUCAGAAAAAGUUGCUUAAGAACCAUUAGAUGAUUAGAUUACAGUUGUUUCGAAAAAGAUUUAAUAAGCUUUGAAAAAUUUGAACACAACUGUUCUUAAAAUAUUAUUAAAUUAAAAUAUUAUAGUAAAUGUUAAUGGAUAAUUAUCUAGAAGUGAAUUUAAGAAAUUAUUGGAUUCCUUACCUUAUGUUUGGACAAUGAAAGAUAAACAUAAUUUAUAUCAAAAAUUUUAAGAACCAAUUAAUGUAAUGGAUUUUAUUAGUUUAUUUGAUAUGAGAGAUGAUUUAUCAUUCUAUAUUGAUAUCAUCAUCUAAAAAUUAUUUAUGGGAUUGUAUAGAUUAUAAUUAACUUUAUAUACUUUUUUCACAUAGAUUGGUAGGAUAGAAGUGAAAUAGUCUGAGUUAUAAGAUAACUUAAAAUAAUUUAUGUCUGUUUGGGAAGCAAAAGCAUUAUUAAAAUAAUUGUUUUAAGAUGAAACUUAGAUAUUAACUAUAACUAUAUUUUUAGAAGCAUUUCGUAUAUAUGGAUUUAAUGAUUUAUAACUACUUAUGAGAUCAGGAUUAUAAGUAUUGAAUGAUGCUACUAUUGAAGUUUUAUAUGAGAUAGAGUAAAGUGGAACCAAUCAAGAAUUGACAAUUUAAUAAAUUUAAUAAUUAUUCAAUAGAAUGAAUAUUCACAUAUCAUUGUAAAGUCUUUUUUGUUUAUUAAAUAACUACUUAAUGGAUAAGAAUAAAAAACAUCCUAUGUAUGAAUAAAGAAUGAUCAAAUAUAAUAUUAGAGAAUUUCUAUAGUUUUUAUCUUAAUAAUAAAUUGCUAAAUCUUAAGUGAAAUAAUUCUAUGAGAAAUUGUAAGAAUCACAUUUAUAAAUAUUUGAAUUUUUUGCAGUUUGUGAUUCUCAUCAAGAUUAUGCUAUUACUGAAGAUGAAUUUAAAUAUGGAUUCGUACAAUUAUAAUUACCAAGAAUGGAUAAUAUUUGGUUAGAUUUUGAAAAAGUUGAUAUGAGAAUUCCAUUUUAAAAUUUCUUGAAAGCAUUUUUAUAAACAGGUUGUAUCUAAUGGUAGGAGUAGGAACAUUAAGAUACAUUUAUAAUAGCUAUAAAGAAAUUAGGAAAUUUAAAUGAAUCUUUUAUUAAACUAGCAGAUGGAGAUUAAAUUACAUAUAAGAGUUUAAAACGUUGUCACUAAAAAUAUAAAUUAGAUAUUUCAAUAGAAGAAUUGCAAUUAUUUUAUAGUAAAUUAAAACAAAGAUAUAAAACUUUAACUUAUAAAGAAUUUGCUUAAGCUUUGUAAGGAGAAAAAUAAAUUGAAAUUAUUCAUUAAGCAUUUAGUAGUUUAGUAAAUGUAAAAGCUCGUGAAUUUCCAGAAACUAUGACAUUAGAUUAAUUAAAAUAAUUUUUAACAAAGAAACAAAUUCCUUCAUAACAUAUUAGUGUGAUUGUAAAUUCAUUUGAAAAACAGACUAUUACAAACAAAGAAUUGGAAUAGAAAUAAUUAGAUUACUCUAAUUUAUCUAAUUUAAAAGAGUAAUUAAGUAGUGAAAAGUUAUUACAAUUUUGUCAUGCUAUUAUUAAGUAAUUAAAAGGAUAACCAAAUUAAUUUAGUAAAAUAUACACAUAACAUGGUUUAGGUUCAAUAAAUUAAAUUACAUAUUAAAAUCUUUACACUUUUCUAAAUUAUUUAGAUGUCAACAUAACUUCAGAUAUUCUAAAAUUAUUCUAUAAUACAGUUGAUACAGAAUAAAAAAAUGUUAUUAAAUCAACUGAGAUUGAAUCUUUAUUAAGAAGAUCUUAAACUUAAGCAAGAGUAAAGACUUUAGAUCAUACAAAAAAGGCAGAAGUUAAUGAAUUAUUAAGAAAAGGUAUUAAAAAUAUUAUUGCUACUAUUCAAAGUAAGAAAAUUAGAUACGAUAAAUAGUUGGAUAAAAUUGAAUUAGCUGAAUUUGUCAAUUAAUUUUGUAUUCUAAAUGAACCUUAGAUUGAUUUAUUGAUGGAAGCUAUAAGUGAUAAUUCUUAAGUAUAGAAACCAACUUGGGGAGAUUUUGCAUGUUAUAUGAUAGAGGAUAAUUAAUAAAAGGCUAAAGUUUUUUUUAAAGAAUGUUUGGAAUUAUUUUAAGAUAUGCUUCGUCGAUUAAAUAUUAGAGUAAGUUGUGCAGUUAAAUAUUUUGGAUAGUAAAGAAUUUUUAUAAGAGAAUUUAUUCAUAUGAUGUUAAGUCUUGGAUUUAAUCCUUUAAAACUUAAGCUUAAUUAUAAGAAAAUAAAAUUGAUAUUUGAAUAGCAUGGAGGUGAUGAAAUGAGUGAUUUAGAAUUUUUAAUGUUAAUGAGUGAAUAAGAAGGACCAGGAACUUAAUUAAGUCAACCAGUACUUGAAGUAUUAAUGAAUUUAUAUCGUUUUGCAAUAAAAAAUCAAUUAUCAAAAUAAUAAUUGUACAAUUUGAUGAAUUUGAAUAAAUCUGGAUGGAUUUAAAGUGAAGAAUUAGAAUAAGCAAUUCAUAUGAUUGAUCCUUAAAUAUAGUUGACAUAGAUUAGGGCUUUAAGUUCUUACUUAACAUAAUAGGAUUAACUGAUAAAAGUUGGGAGUCUAAUUAAAUUGAUAUAUAUAGGAGGUUCUCUUAAUGAUAAUUCAAUAGAAGUAAAUGCUUUUUUCACUAGAGUAUUUGAACCCUCUUUAUUACAUGAAAUAGUUUAAUUAGAAUAAAUAGGAACUGGAUUUGAUGGUUUAGUUCCAUAAAUAACUAUUUCCUUGUAAGAUUUCUUCCAUCUCAUUCCUAAACAUAAAGAGUAAGAUAUUGCUUUAAUGAUAAAAUCUUUUGGAUUAAAAUAAGAUUAAUUAGAUUUAGAGAAAAUAUAUGAAUGUUUAAUUAAUAUAAAUGAAGAUUUAAAAGUUGGAUCUAAAUUAUAAUGUAAGGAAGGAAAAUAAUAGUAAAUUAUAGAAGAAAUGCCUCUUGAAUAAAGUGUGGUAUUAAAAUUUUAAGAAUAAAGAGUGUAAUAAAAUACAUUGAAAGGGCAAUAUGAAAUGGAAAUAAUUGAACACAUAUGUGCAAUUUUAAAUUAAAAUUAAAUGUCUUUAAUGAAAUCAGUAUUUUAAGAGAAGGGGUAUUUGAGUGCUUAAGAGUUCUAAUUAUUACUUAAAAACAUUGGUGUUUGUUUAAGUAUUGAUUAAGUAAGGGCAUUGAUAAAAUUAUUUGAUUUUAAAUCAGAUGGUAAUAUCUUACAUUAUACCGAACUAUUAUCUGUAAUUGAAUAAUAAGGAUAUUAGAUAAUUAAAGAUGAAGCACAAUAAGUAAAUGUUUAUAAUAAAUUAUUAUAAAAAUUCUUUGCUUUAGAAUUUGGAGAUCUUAAUUAUAAUGAAUAGAUGACUGUAAAUGAAUUUUAUAGAUUAAUAUCUUUAGAAGGAGAAAGACAUCCAUUUAAUGAUAGUGAAUUUUAAAGAUUGGCUAAUCUAUUUACAUAGUAAGGAAUGAUUCAAAAGAAUCUGAUUUUAAGAAUUCUUGGUACGUAAAAGUAAAAUUUUGUUGAUCAUGAUUUAAUUGAUAAAUAAUUGUUGAAGAACAUCUUUUAUAGAUUUAAUGGAUUUGAAUUAGUUUUAAAUUGUAUUAAAAAGAUAAGGGAACUCUUUAAUUAAAAUAUAGAUUCAAUAAAAUAAUAAGAUGAUAGUGGUUUGAUGUAAUUAUCUCUACAAAUUAAUGUAAAUAGUAUAUAUUUGAAAAUUAAAUAAAUAAUGAAUUACAUAUUUAAUGAUAUUCAAUUAAUAUAAGCUGGAGUAUUUAAUUUAUUAAAUCAAUAAUUUUAAGCUUAAUAUAUAUAGCCUCAUUUAACAAUUAGAUCAGAAAGAACAAAAAUGUCUUAAAUGUAAUUAUCAUUGACUAGUGUAUUUUUGACACCAAUUCCUGAAACAUAAUUUAUACCUGUACAUAUACCAUAAAUUGAAGGAAAAUAAAUGUAUUAGAUGUUAGGUAGAAUAGCUGCUAAUAAUGCACCUGUAAUAGUAGGUGUAUGGACAGUACCUAUUUUAUAAACAGUUUGUUAUGAUGGAGUAAUGUUAAAAUAACAUAUUAUGGAAGUUCUUAGAUUUUAAACUAUUUUAAAUUAGACAUGCAAAUUAUAUGGAGUCUGUGAAAAAAAAAAUAAUAUGGGAGCAGAAGUUCAUGCUUAUGUUUAAUUUGAAGGAACUAAUUUAAAUACUGUUUGUUAAUAAACUGGAGGAUUACUCAAAAUACCUUAAUUAGUUUUGAGUGGAUAAAUGAUUUAUAUUGCUAAAUUAUGGUUAGGAUAGAUAUUAUCUAUUAUGUGUGAUAUUUAAAAUUAUGGUUAUGCAUUCCCAUUAAUAAGAACUGAAAUAUUUUACAUUUUUAAUGAUUAAGUACAUCUAAGUGAAUUAACAGGUAUAUAAUCAGUUAAUAUCAAUAAAUUUUAAUCUGGAAUUGAUAUUAAACUACUUGUAGAAACUGUAUUGUAAUAAGAAUACAAAGAUCUUGCUUUAGCACCUGAAUUUUAUAGUAAAUCUAUUUAAGAAAUUACAAACAUGGCUGAUACAUGGUCUUUUGGUGUAAUUAUAUUUGAAUUAUUGUUUGGACAUAAACCUUAAAUUAUUAGUAAUUCUGGUUGUUAUUAAGGAGAUAAAUAUCUUUAAUUAAUUGAGCCAUCUGAUUAUGAACAAGGAGAUUUAUUAUAAAAAGAAGUAUUUUAAAAUCUAAAAAAAGAAUUGGCAGAUAUUAUAGAUAUGAAAAAUUAAUCAAUUACUUAAUAGAUACUUUUAUAAUUGGAUCAAAAGUCUUUAGGUGCAUAUAUAAAACAUUUAUUUAAGAAUGUUAAUACUGAUGAAUCAAUGCUAAAUUAAAUUUCGGAAUUGGUUGAUUUAAUGUGUUCUUGUUUAUAAUAUGAACCACAUAAUAGACCAUAAUUAUAAUCAAUCUAAAAAAGUAAUAUUUUAAAUGUAGAUUUACAAAAUGCAAGAUAAAUUGCAAGACCAAUUAUUAAUUAUAAAAAUCCAAGGAUUAUUUUUGAAAGUUAAAUUUAUUAACCUUCAAGAUAAAUUUCAUUAGCAAUAGUAAAGAAUAAACCGGUUGAAAUAGAAUCAAUUGUAUAAAUAAUUAAAUUAUUUAAUUAAACUAUUUUAUUGAGUAUAAUGGAUGAAUAGAAAUUAGAUUUAAUAAGUUAUCUAUUCCAUAGUAGAGUGUUAGACAUUUUAAAUUUUAUAGUGUUAAAUUUAAAUUAUAAAUAUGAUUUACCAUAAUUGGUUUAAUAGUUUUCAUAAAUAUUUAUUGAACUUCAAUAACAUUUAUAAUAAUAGGAAUCACCAGCUAGUUAACAUGUAGAAGCUAUUAUAACAACUUUAGUUAAAUUUACAUUAGGAGAACCAUAUAGAUUAAUAAGUGAUAAAAUGUUUAUGGCUCCAGAGACAGGUUUCUUUUCAAUAAGAGAAGAUGAAUUAGAUCAUGAAUUUAAAGAUAAGAAUUAAUUUUAUUCUUAUUGGACUCCUAGUAUUUAUAAAAUAGUUGCUCCAAUUUAUAAAGAUAUGAUAAGUGAGAGUGGAGUCGGUAGUGGUAAUAUGGUUGCAAUUAGAAAUUAUAUUUAAUUAUGUACAGAAAAAUAAGUAUCACCAUUUGAUAUGAAUAAAUUUUCUGUUAAUGUUGCUCCUGUUAAAUAUAAUACAAUUGCACGUUCAUCUGAAUAUUAUAGUGAAGUAAUGUCAGUAUCAGAUUCUCAUCUUUAGAUUGCUAAUUAUUUAAAUGGGUCUUUUAGUAAAUCUUCAGUUAAAAUUGCACUUAAUUAUGUAUCAUCUCUAAUUAAAUCAAAUAAAAUCAGUAAAUUACAAGUCUUAGUUGAUAGUAGAAUUACUAAUCUCUUAAUUUAACUAGUUACUGAUUAAGAAUUCAGAACCAGUGUUUUGUAAAUGCUUGCUCAUAUUACUAUUGCAUUUCGUAAUGAAGUUCCUACAAGUUUAAGAAUUGAACAUUCAAAUUAAGGAUUGGUUCAAUAGUAUUAAUAAAAUAAUGCUGUUCAUUUACUUAGAAAUCUUUCUAUUAUCAGUCAUAUUUUAACUAAUAAAAAUAAAUUAUCUAAUGAAAGAUUUUUAUCAUUCCAACCUACAGAAUAAAAUUAAUCAGAAUCAAAUAAAAUAUAAUAAUUAAAUUUAUAUGUUGCAGAAUUAAUUUUUGCAUUACCUACAAUUUAUUAAGGUCUUUUUGUUGAUCUUAAGACUGACCCUGAAUUAGUUUAUAAAAUAAUUGCCAAUUUAUUAUAAUGGCCUAAAGUUGGUAAAUAUGCUUUAGGAGGUUCUACUUAAUAAUUAUUAGUGGAAAUGUUUAGACCUAUGGCUUUAUAAGCAGAACAUAAAAAAUCAAAUAAUCUUUAACUUAGUUUAAAAUUAUAUGAUGAAAUCAUUACUAUGGCAUUACCAAAUACUAUUGAUUUAAUUCAUUAAAGUAAAGUUAGAAUUAUGUUAUAAACUCAUAAUUUAUUAGUUCCUGAAAAAUCAUCUUCUGAUAAAUUUGUUAAAAUGUCUAAAUCACUUAGUAAUUAAUGGUAAGAUUAAAAAUCAAUCAUAAUUUAAGAAAUUAGAGAUUAAGUAUCUAUUUUAAUGAAUGGAAGAAGUUUAACAAAAAAAUAAAUACCACCAAUAUUUGGAUAAAUUAAAUAAGCUCUUAAAUAAAUUCAAGCUUAUGUUGUUUAUACAAGUAAAGAUAAAUUAUUAAGUAAUCCAGAAGAAAGAAGAUUUAUUUAUAAUGCAUUCUAAAUGAUUAUGAGCAUCUUUAAUGAUUUAUUAACUUUUGGUUAAUUACAUUAAGAAUGUUGUGAUUUACUAUAAUCCUUAGGAGAUUUUAUUAUGUAUAUCACUCUCAUUUCACCACUCUUAAUUUUUGAUAUUGAAGACAUGUAAAGUACAAAGAAUGCUAUUAUUUGGUUGAGAGAUACUGUUGAUUUCAUUUAUGAAUUUCAUAUUGAAUGGGAUAGAGUAAACGAAGAAAGAAGAAUGAGAAUUGAAGAAAUUAAUAGAUUAAAAUAGGAAGAAUAAGAAAAAAAUUUAAAGUUUGUUGAAUCUCUACAACAAAAAUAAAACAUAUAAGAAUCUAAAAUAAAUAAAAAUGUUACAUUUAAAUUACCAAAUGAAAAAUCAGUGAUCUAAAAUUAGUAAUAAUCAUAAUCAUAAUUAUAAUCCCAAUUAUAAUCUAUUAAACAUUCUCAAUAAGUAAGUGUUGCAAUACAAAAUUAAUCAUUAUAAUAAUCACAAAUUUCAGUUAAUGCAAAAUCAUAAAUUCAAUAAUAAUCAUAAAUAUAGAAAUAAUAAAAUUAAUCUUAAUUGAAAAAUACAAGUAAAAGAUUAUAGGAACCUCCUAAUUCAUAAUCUUAAGUUUAAUUAGAAUAUGCAGUCAAAUUAGAAUUAAGGCCAUACUCUUCUAAUAAAUUGAUUUAAUGUGCUUUAAAUUUAUUAAAAUGUUUAACAGCAAUAAUAGACUCUAAUAUAAAUUAAUAUUUGUAAUUGCUUACAUUUUUAAAUAUUGGAACUUGGUAUACAAAUUUGACUUUUAAAUAAUGGAUUAUUUUUGAAAGAGUUGUUGGUCCAUCUUUAGAAGAAACACUUAUAAUAAAAAAUUAAGUUGAUGAAUCUAUGGUUAGAACCUCUUUAUUUGAGGCAAUAGGUAAGUGUUAAAAUCAUGGAUUAUAAGAGUAAUUAAUUAAUGCAGGAUUCAUUAAAGGAAUAUUUAGUUAUUUACUUAAUAAUACAAAAUCAUUUGAAGUUUAGAAAAUAGUAAAAACACAUUCAUAUGUACCAUUCAUACAUUGGAUGCCUUAUAGACAUGAAGCUUUAAUAUAUUUUACUGCAAUUAUAUGGGAACGUAAGAAUUGUGUAAAUUUUUAUAAUGAAAUGAUGAUUGAAGUACAUGCACGUAAUACUCUAUAAGAGGAAAGCAAUCAUCUUACUACAAAGGUUGAUAAUAAAAGUAAAGAUGCUAAUAGUACUAUAAUGUUCACGAGAGUUUAUAUGCUUUGCAUUUUAAUAUCAGCAAAUGAUAGUGGACUAUUAUUUUUAAUGGUAAAUAAUUUAUUUAUAGAUAGAAAUAACUUAAAAUAAGUCAAAAACUAUUACAAUUAUUUUAAACAAAUGAAGAUUUUAGAUAAUUAUUCUAAGGAAUUUAUUAAUAUUUAGUCUCAGAGGAAUUAGAGCUUUGA
This is a messenger RNA of Paramecium sonneborni, 14834 nucleotides long. Lineage: Eukaryota; Ciliophora; Oligohymenophorea; Peniculida; Parameciidae. The record is from the annotation of a GenBank genome assembly.